Mizuhopecten yessoensis (Yesso scallop) is the source of this 8702-nucleotide messenger RNA. RefSeq names its product C2 domain-containing protein 5-like. Gene Ontology annotation, molecular function: calcium-dependent phospholipid binding; calcium ion binding. The record is from RefSeq and is a predicted model, not a curated record. The transcript is spliced from 34 exons. NCBI's taxonomy places the organism in Eukaryota, Metazoa, Mollusca, Bivalvia, Pectinida, Pectinidae. Gene Ontology annotation, biological process: intracellular protein transmembrane transport; protein localization to plasma membrane; positive regulation of vesicle fusion. Bases 1768 to 5061 code for a protein of 1097 amino acids. Gene Ontology annotation, cellular component: plasma membrane.
AAGAUCACUUCCGGUACAGGGCGGGUAUCCGGUCGUGAUAAAUCGUUUAUUGUUACAAUGUAGAAGGACUGAGUAACUUUAAGCAUUUCUUAAAUGUUUCUCCAUAAACAUGAUUGUGAGGUGGUGUUUAAAAGUGUGACUUCAGUUUGCAAGGUGACAUAGACAUGGAAGCGACGCCAUCCACAAGCACAGCUAGUUCCAAAGGGUCCAAUUGGAAGAAACGACAAGUACACUACUACAUGAUGCCCGCCGUCUUUGUUACGCUGUUUUGCUUCUGGCCCACCGGCAUCAUGGCCAUCAUGAAAGUCACAGAUAUUGAUGACGCUAGGAGGCGGGGAGACGCAAUGUACCUCCAGACGAGUAAGAGUGCCGCUUUAAAGUGGAUAGGCAUGUCAGUAUUGUUUGGAGUGGUAGUUCUCUCCUCUUUGGGCUCCAUCAUAGGAUGGCAAAUAUUCCACAAAUUGUGAGGACCAGAACUGGAAGUGAAUAGAUUCUUUGUUAUUUAAUAAUAAUUUCGCAUGAUGCAAAACAGUCAAAUGCCAUUUGACUCUGAUUUGGUUAUACAUUCAGCAUCAUUUUAUAUUUUUAGAUAUAUUCAAAACAAAAAGUACUUGACAUUACCCAUGUAAGUCGAUCACAUAAGCAUACCUAGUGUAUGUAUGCGGGAAUGUGAUGAAUAGUGAAUAUCAACGACCAAAAUUCUGGCAGCAAUUUAUUUGGUUCUUCCGUUGCCUUUUUCCUGGUGCUGUUGUAACAUGGAUGAAAAUAAAGUAUCAUGGACAAACAACUCUUCAAUCUUUGAAACACGCUCGAUUUUUUUUUAUUUCUUGACAAUGACGACCGUUUGGUAGCGUUAUAAACACUACUUACAGUCCGAUUUUGUUACUGCAGUGUAUUAAAUAACCAUGUGUAAGGAGGCCAGGAGACAGCAGUGACGUUUUCAAAAUAAAUUAUCACAUUCUGCCAUUAGGACAUUAACAUUUCGGACGGGCCAGUGAAGAUACACGGAAGAUUGUUCAAUCUAACAUCUCUGUAGCCCAGAUUCCUGGUGUUCCGUCACAAUUCCUCUUACCUACAGUAACACCCUUAAUGCCAUGUUACAAUUCAUGAUUGAACAACGUGGUAGUGUGGAAGCUGAUCAUGACUAAAGCUGACAUUCUACAUGAAGAACGCUAAGCGCUUUAUGGAAUUUGACAUGUUCACGUUCGCAAAUGAAAUCAGUUCGAUGCUUAAUAGCUGGAUUUUGUUUGUUUUUCAUCGUUUUCGAAUACAUUUAACGAUAAUUGAAGUGGAAAGUUGACAUUGUUUAUUAUUUUGUUUUUAGUAUCCUACUGUGACAAUCUGACAGAAAAGAUAAAUCGACUCUAUGAAUUUUCGCUCGAGACACGUACUCUCAAAUAAUCUCGCUUUUGGGACAAUACAAAAAGACAUAUUUAGAUGGAAUUAUCUUUAUAAGUGGUAUUUUUGCUGUCAUGAAAAUAGGCCGGCAAACUUCGAUUUGUAAUUUUCAAAGACAUAUGAAAGAAAUUCUCAAGUUAAACAAUUAUUUCGUGAGUUACUCCAUGAGUUACAUCGUGAGUUACCAAGUGAGUAAACCCGUGGGGUACUUCGUGAGUUACCCCGUGAACUAUCCCGUGAGUUACAUCAUGAGUUACCUUGCAAGUUACCCAGUGAGUUACAUCCUGAGUUAUGCCGUGAGUUAGUCUGUGAGUUACGCCGUGAGUUACGCCAAUCAUAACAGCAGGGGAUCUUGAUAGUCCAAACAAGAUGCCAGGAAAGUUGAAGGUUCGUGUGGUCAGUGGACGGAGCUUGCCAAUAAUGGACCGAUCAACGGACCUAACAGAUGCCUUCGUAGAGGUUAGAUUUGGAAAUGAGGCAUUUAAAACUGAUGUCUGUAAGCGAUCUUUAAACCCACAGUGGGCCUCAGAAUGGUUCAAAUUUGAGGUAGAAGACGAGUCCCUCCAGGAUGACCCAUUAGAACUCAGGGUUCUGGACCAUGAUACAUACAGUGCCCAUGAUGCUAUAGGCAAGGUCUACAUUGACCUGAACCCCCUCCUCACCAAGGACAACCCCCACAUCAUCAGUGGCUGGUUCCCAAUUUAUGACACCAUGCACGGGAUCAGAGGUGAACUCAAUGUCAUUGUCAAGGUCGACCUGUUCAGCGACUUCAACAAGUUUCGACAGUCUUCAUGUGGAGUUCAAUUUUUCAGCACUGCUGAGGUACCCUGUGGAUACCGACUCCAGAUGAUCCAUGGUUUUGUGGAGGAGUUGGUUGUUAAUGACGACCCCGAGUAUCAGUGGAUUGAUAAGAUACGCACACCUCGUGCAUCCAAUGAGGCCAGACAGAGGCUCUUCUCCAGGCUCUCAGGAGAAUUGCAGAGGAAGAUUGGACUGAAAGUUUUAGAGCUCAGUGGUAAUUCUGUAAUAGGGUACACUCAGUGUUUUGAUCUAGAAGGAGAGUCUGGUAUUGUGGUACGGAGUAUUGGUACAGCAGUUACCAUCAACAGACCCGACCUUAAACCUGUGCCAUCACCACUGGGAGUCUCGCCACAGCCCAAAGAUCUGCGGCAUGCUGUCUACUCCUCCGUGUCCAGGUCUCUCACAUUCCAUCACAUUGGGACGCCGCCCCUAACACCUGUCAAACAGUCACCUCUUUCAUCACCCCCACCCUCAGCUCCACCCUUAUAUAAUGGCGGCCAGUCAGCAUUUAGUUUCCAUUUCAGCUCACCUGUACCAGAAGAUGCUGUUGUUCCAUCCUCACCUCCUUCCCAGGUGCACCAGAGCAUGACGUCCCCGGUGAAGGUGUCGCCACUACUACCACAACGCAGGCGGCGACGGUCGUCUGACUCGGACAUCAGCAACACCCCACCCAAAGGAAACAACAGUUUAACUGAGAGCAGUGGUAGUGGCAGUGCGUUUGGCAGUGGAGGAAAAGUCAUACCCAAACUGUCAGCCCAGCAGCCCAGUAUAGAGAUGAUGGAGUACCCGUUUUUCACAAUGACAUCCUUCCCUCCUGGCUUCAUCGUCCACCUGGGAGGUGUGGUGUCUGCCCGCUCCGUCAAACUCCUGGACAGGAUACAUAACCCAGAGGAACCAGAGACUCGUGACGCUUGGUGGACUGAGAUACGGACAGAGAUCCGAUCACACGCCCGUGCCAUGGGAUGUCACGCGGUCCUCGGCUACUCCGAGCACACCUCAAUCUGUGAUGAAGUGAUUGUCCUUUCUGCCAUGGGGACAGCUGCUCGAGUAACUGUGACCUCUGACCUCACUCAGUUACUACGGCAUACGAGUCAGCCUGUAGUCCCUCCGCAUGAACGUCCACAGAUCGACAAAGACAAGAGGUUGUUUGUGGAUGUCAAUCUGGCCAAUCAGGUCUCUCAAAACAAAACCUUCCACGGAGGCUUUGGGUUUUUGUACUCCAGGUUUGACGACAGUAUCCAGAGUAACUGUUCCCUGUGCCACAUACCCUACAAGGCUAGCUCCACCCCUUUCCCUGUUAAGCUUGCUUUAUGUGCCAUAUGCAAAAAGAAAAAGGUUCCCGACGUCCUUUUCACCACCGUCGACCCUCCGAGUGAGAUUCAGAUUUGUGGGCGGGGCUCACUUAUACAGGCAAGAAUCUGUAGAGUGAAGUUGAAAGGAAAAGGGGAGACAAAUGCAAGGGAGAUAAGUGAUAGCCUCCCCUUCCUGGAGUACGAGUUACACAACCAACUGAUGAACAAGUUAAAGCUACGUGGUAUGAACGGUCUGUUUGGCCUGAAGAUACAGAUUUCUGUCGGGGAUACCCUGCUGGUUGGAAUAGCUACUGCCACUGCCGUGUUUUUGACAGCUCUACUGCUGCCACCUAUACCCAAGGUCACUGGACAGGCGACGUCAGAGCGUGAGAACCUGGCCCUGAUAGACCUACAGAAGAAGAUUAUUGAGACGGUACAGAAGAAUCGAGAGAUACACGAUCUCGUACAUAUUGACACGGGACAGACGAGCCCACACAGUGUGACAACAGAUGAGAGUGACGAUGACGUAUCUGACCUUGAACUCUCCUCCGGCAACAAGAAUACAUUUAUACUUGAGGUGGAUGAUACUAAAGACCAUAACAUUGCCUCCAUCCUGAAGGACUCGGCGACUCCUGAGGGAUUCAAUCUCCUCAACACUGAGCGAGUCCCUGGCUCCCUGUCCGCAAAUCUCACCUACAACUUCCAGAUGUUCAACUAUGUGUGGCGCCAUGAAUUCAUUCCCUCUGUUGACGACAAGAAACAAGAUUUCUCGGACUUGUUUGAAAAUAUCAAGAAGAAGAUCUGUUUCAAGUUGCGGAGGAUGGUGCCAUGCUGUGUGUGCAAGCUUGACUUCAAUGUGCAGCUUCCUGAUGAAGAUGAGAUACAGAUCACACUGACGGGCGUCUGUGUUGGACUUACAGACCAGCACCUGUUCACAUCUUCCCUCUCAGACAUCCAUGCAUCUGGCACAAAAGGAAAUCUCCUGAAAACAGCACCAGGUGCGGGGGACAGUAGUGGGGGUGGAGAAGCUCAACCAGAUGACAUGAUGUUCCAAAUGGAGGAGUUGUCAGAAUCCUCACCCAACCUACACAACUAUCUCAAAGGUCAGUCAUCCCGGACUUCCAAAGACAACAUCCAAAUCAGCGGUUCAAGGCGCUGCAUUCACCCGUACAUUCCUAAACAUAAGGUCGGCAUAGAGAUCACUCCGCUGGCAUACGUUCCUGGUGGCAAGAUUGAACGUUACCUUGGCAACUACAAUUUCUUCUUCAUUCGAGAGACGACAUCUCUUCGAGAAAUGGGCGGUGAUGGAGGCUUCAUGCAGACAUUCAUUGCCGAGGUCUUAGCCAAUGUGCGUGCCAGUGUGGCCGCCCUGGGUGGGAAUGGUCUGGUGGCUUACAGGAUGAGUCAGUGUGUCCUCCUCAGUAAUCCACAGAAAAACCAGAGCCAGUGUUUGAUCAAUGUGUACGGUGAUGCUGUGUGUAUCUGUUACGAUGGGGAACCUAGCUGUGGUUCUGCACUGAUAGAACAUACAGGGAAAACCAUGGACUCUCCUGUAAUCAUACACACAUAAUGCAGAAUAACAGACUUAGCCAAACACACAUACUACGGGGCCACUGACUUAGUCAUACCUAAUACAAAAUAACAGACUAAGUCAUACACACAUAAUACAAAUACAUGAACUCUCAUGCGUAAUACAAGAUACAUUACCAAAGGCAAAACUAUUAACUAUUUAUUGUGUAAAAUUGUGCAUAUCAAUGUCUCGUGGAUUUCAUUGAUAUAAUUACCGGUAAGAUGUAUGGUAUGUAAGGAAUGACCAAGAUUCUUUUUCUGGUUAUGCCAUAUAAUGUUAUUGUGAUUAAUUCUUUUUUUUUUACCUAAAAGCAAUGCUGCACAUAUUUCUUAUUACAGUUGAAAUUAAACUACUGUCUUAUAAAUAUAACUGUGGUAACGUAAGAUUUACACCUUUGACUAAGCCUAAAGUCUCAAAAGGUUAAAGUUACAAUAUAAUUCUGUGAUGUGUUCUCUGCACUGUGUAUUACAAUGAUACUCAUACAUUAUAUUUCAUUUGUGUAACAUCUAUUAACUACUGCCAUUAAGUAAGAAUUUUGAUAGUACAUGUAUGUCAACGUUAUUAAACGUAUAACAGUGUUUUCUUAUUAUUAAAUUAAUGAUAUUAAAGGUAUUACAUGGGUUGUCUCCCCUGUCUAUUACAUGGGUUUUCUCCCUUGUCUAUUACAUGGGUUGUCUCCCCUGUCUAUUACAUGGGUUGUCUCCCCUGUCAAUUACAUGGGUUGUCUCCCCUGUCUAUUACACGGGUUGUCUCCCCUGUCUAUUACAUGGGUUGUCUCCCCUGUCUAUUACAUGGGUUGUGCCCCCUGUCAAUUACAUGGGUUGUCUCCCCUGUCAAUUACAUGGGUUGUCUCCCCUGUCUAUUACAUGGGUUGUCUCCCCUGUCAAGACAGGGUUUAGGUUUUACAUAUCUGUCUGUGGUAACUACCUUUUCCUUAUUAUAAGAAAAAUACAAACAAAGUAUGAUAUGGUUUAUAUCACUUGUAAUAUAUAUCAGAGUUGAAUGUCAUACAUCUCACUGAUGAUAACUUGUCGACAGAACAAUUCAUUGUUUUGAAAGUUUGUCUGAAUAUAGAAUAAUGGAACUUGUGAUUACAUUUCGUAUGAAUUUCUCACACAAUGAAUGUGUUUUAUAUUAAGCAAAAUUAUAUAUUGCUGAAGUUAAGUCAGUCUUUCUGCUGCCUUAGAAACAGCCAAAAAUAAACCUUACAAAUUAGUUGUAUUUCUGAUAGAGAGUUUUGACAAUUGACAGUAUAAAAAUGUUCAACUCAAGACAUAUUCGUUUCAGCUUGAAAGUUUGUUACCACAAAAAUAAAUGCUGUGCAGUAGGACAAUGUUAAAGUGAAUACUUUGCAAGCCUAGUGGCCUAUAGCUUAACACAGGAACUAUGAUGUGAAGGUUCAGUGUUUUUACGUAGCAUGCAGAUACAUGUACUCAUUUGCACACUGUGUCAGAUUGGAACAAUCGGGGUACAGUCUUGUUGAAGAACACAGCAACAAUUUAAACUGCUGCCAACACUUUUUAAACCUAGGAGGUUUCUACCUGCUGGUUGAUGAACAAAAACUGUGCUGUGCUGGUUAUGUAGAAAGAGAGGAAAAAAUGUUUCUUUAAGCUAUGGGUGAGAUUUCCACGAAGGUGGAAGAAAUUGUUUUUCUUUGAUUUUAUCCUGCAUAAUGUAUGCAUAACUUCUAUCAUAUUUGUUCAGUUCAUGUAUAAUAUCUAUACUCAGUUUGACAAAGACAAGAUAAUUAAAACAGAAUAUGUCGGGUUACAUUCUUAUUGUCGAGGUAUGGGAACCUCAUUCCUGAAAAUUUCUGUUUUUACAGUGCAUAGUGAUUUGGUCAACCGAAUCCAAGUACAAAUGCAUCAAGUCUGAAACCUCAAAAAGCCUAAAGGUAUCUGUUGGAAGAAACAUAGACUGAUUUGUGUUUGCCAAGACUAUAAUUGUGUAUAUUAAUAUGGACAAUGAUUUAAUUGUUUUGACUUGUUGAGUCGGAAGCCUGAAGAUAUCUGUAUGGAGAACCUAGAUUAGGUUGUAUUUGUCAAGAUUAUCAGUAUUGUAUGCUAAUUGACUAUGUUUUAAAAUGUUCCGACUCCAUGAGUUCAGUUUAAGAGGCUCCAGAAUUGAAAUAUAAGAUAUGUUUACAUGAAAUGUGUUAGAUUGAAAUGAUGAUUAAUCUACAAAUUGAGGUAUCACAUUUUGCUGUUCUUGCUCAAAGCUAUGAUUUCUGACACAUCAGAUAAAAAUCAUUUCCGAUGUUGGUAUGACCAUUUAAAUCUUCCUUUGCAAUUAUUUAAUUUGAGUUAUCUGUGAAUCGUAAUUGUUUUGAGAGAGUAAAAUAUAAUGAUCAAUGUAUUUGUUCUGGUUUACCUUUCAAAUGUGACAUCUAUUAACCUACAAAUGUAGUCCAGUGUCACAACAAAGUUGCACACGUUAUGUCCAUUGAAGUAUAGAAGGAAAGAUUGUAGAUGGCUUUAAUGUUUCCAGUUGCUGGUCCAAUGUGUAUUAAACAUCUUCAUGAUUUCCUGGAUGCUUAACAUAGAUGGAGGUUAAAGUCAGCUUUGAGAAUCCUAACAAAUGUGUGAUGUAUUUCUAGUCGGAUUCCACAUGUGCUAGAAACAAUUGGCCUCUCCCCUCAAAUAUAUAUAUAAAAAAAAAAAAAAAAAGAUUGUAUGCCUGUCCGAUGUUUUGAUGCGACACAUUAUAGUGAUGGGAACGUCUGUUCAUCCGUCCGUCCACACUUUGGUUUCCGAUUAAAACCAGCUGGUAACAUGCUUAUAUAUAUUAUUGUGGGGAAGGUGUCAAUUGUGUCUAAUGCUAUUCCUAUGUAAUGACUAUAAGUGCUAUACUGUUUUAAUAAGUGCUUUAAUGUUAAACAUUUUCUACAUUUCUAUGUUGUUAUUGUUAAGUAUUUGUAUGUUAUAUUUCUGUGUACAUCACUGAUGUUCAACAUAUUAUGAUAUUGUAUUUUAUAGGUGCAAAAAUUUAGUUAAUUGGGAUUUAUUUUAACAAGACAAAUUUUUUUUAUUGUAGAUUAAAUUAAUGAAUGAAUUAUGAUCCCUACAAUAAAGGAUUGAAUAAAAGAGAAAUUUGACUCCCGCCAACAACAUCGCAUACCCAGAAGCCAAGCUGCUAAAUCAAUAUAGAUAUUCUUCUUUAUUUUAUACUCCAUACUGCUAAAUCAAUAUAGGUAUUCUUCUGUGUUCUAUACUACAUACUGCAGAGCAGUGACCAGAUUUGCCUGUCUGUCUGUCCAGUAUUUACAUGGUUUUUUUCAAUAAAUUAGAACAGUUGACACAUUUUUACCAAAAUUAAAUCAUAGCUGCCACACAUAUAACUCUCCGAGACUCCUAGAUUUAUUUUUGGAGGGUGGAGGGGUGGUGGGCCAAAGUAAAGGUCAAUGAGUCACAUAGUUUCAUUCAUCAAAAAUGUCCAUUCCCUUUAAAAUUGUGUUCCACUUGUGAUAUAUUGUACAGUAGUUAAUACAUAGUUGUGAUGUGAUGAUUUUACUGUGGUGACUGAUGAGCAGACAAUACGAUGAUCUCUGUCACCCUCUUUAUGUAGUUAGGAAAUAUUACACUGGUUUACGAUGGUUUACGAUUUGCAAUUGGUUACUGAAAAAUUAAAAAAAUGAACUACUA